AUAAAAAGAGCAACAAUGCACGAAAGAGAGACCAAAGAAAGGCUGCUGCAACCUUGCAGCCUCCUCCGUCUUCCCCUGUCCAUCCACCUUCCUUCCCCACUCUGAACCUUCUCAAUCUCCUCCCCCACGUGGAGUAUAAUACAUAUACGUAGACGCACACGCGCAAGCACAUGAACCACCUCGGCGACUUCCUCCCCUUCCUCUAGUUCUGCACUGCUCCGCUCCGGCCACUAGCGCAACCGCCACCUCGCCGCCGGCCGGGCUGGCCGCCCGCGCCUCGGGUACCCUUCACGUAAUGCUUCAGCCUUGCGGUGUGCGGUGUGUUGCCUACUUGCUUAUAUUCUUUUUAGGGGGGAGACGUUUGCUUGUUCAGCGUUCGCCGCCGGCGGCGGCCGGCGACCGGCGAGUUUGUGACCAGGAAUGGACCUAUAAUGGGAAAGUUUUGGCUUUUCUGGGAGUUUUGGGGCGAGUUUGAUGGUGGAGCGUGUUCUUGGCUGUAAAUGAAGCGAUUUUGCCGGUCUUGGCGUGUCGGUUUGGCUCGGCUUGUUUUUUUUUUGUCUGCCUAAUUUUUGUUGGUUUUUGGAUACAGCCGGCAAGCUUGGCUUCUUGGUAGAGACAGGUUGUGUGUACCUGUCAUGGUUGGAUUUCUUUUGGCAAAAUUUGUGUUUUUCCCUGGGUCGCUGUAAUGCCAAACAUCUACUAGUUGUUUGGGCGAUUAAAGGCGGAGCCUUUGGGCUUUGGCAUCAGGCUGGGAUUCUGAUGCAACUUUUCGGUUCCUUCUGCUGCUAAGGAGGCCCCUUUGAUCGGCUUAUUGAAAUCUACAUUCUGGUCAAAUGCUGUGAAGAAGAAAUCGUCUUGUGCUGAAUAAAUUCAGCUUACAACAACUAUGGGUGCCUGCGUAUCUUCAAGCAAAAAGCGGAGAUCGCAAAGAUUGUGCUGUAUAUAUAGGCGUUACCGCGGAAAGGUUUUAAGCAAUGCGCCUAUAGUACGCGCCAGCGAUGUGGAGAACUUCACUGCUUCUGGAGAAGUUGUCCAUGUAGGAACUUCUGCAGCCACUCGGCGGAGAUCCGAUGGCUCGAACGUUACAUUCCACCUCACACAAUUGCAGUGGCAUCACAGUGAGCUGGACACAGAGAAUGGAAAUGUUGUGUGUCAAGAAGAAGCAUGGUUCGAUUCUGUCAGUAUUUUGGGGUCUGACUCUGAUGAAGACUUCAGUAGCGUCAAUGGAGACCUCCCUGCUAUGUCAAAUUCAGCAGGCACACAAUUAAUGCAGUGUGAAGAUGCUUCAUCCAUCGCUGAUGCCAUCCAGAAGCUUGAGUGGAUUUUUGACGGUUCUAGUGUUGCUCAAGCUGUUGGACAGUACCUGAAAAGAGAUUCAAACAAAAUGGAUAGAUCAAGGCAAGCUGAUGUUCAAGAUGGAGAUAGGCCUAAAAUUGCAAGCCCGGAAGCAUGUGAUGUCUCUAGUGGAAAGGUUGAGGACGGGAAGACAAGAAAUGAGGGUAUAAAAAUUCUUACAAAACUUAGAAAAGGCGAGGAUCCAUGUAGUACCUUGAAAUCUUUCAAAGAUGGAGAAAAAGCUCAUGAAAGCAUCUUCAAAAGUUUGACACCAGUGUGCACGCCUCGUCACGCUAACAAAGUCCAGCCGUUGGCAGUAGCAAGUCCGCGGGGCCAAAAGAAGAAAUCAGCAGUUGUAAGGCUUUCUUUCAAGAGGCAAUCUUUUGAAGGAGAGCAAACUACUGAAAUAUGUUCCUCUAGGAGGUACUUGAUCCGUCCAAGAGCUGGAUUAUUGGUUCCUCAAGCCAAUGAGAAAAGUUCAGAAGGUUGUUGGUCUGUGCUUGAGCCUUCCACCUUCAAACUGCGCGGGGAAAGCUUUUUUAAGGACAAAAAGAAGUCUCCAGCUCCAGGUAGUUCUCCAUACACUCCAAUUGGUGUCGACAUAUUCAUGUCCCCAAGGAAAAUACACCACAUUGCUCAGCAUAUUGAACUUCCAUCUGUAAAGUCAAAUGAGAAAAUUCCUUCCCUACUUAUCGUAAACAUUCAGAUGCCUACAUAUCCUGCUGCUAUGUUCCUUGGUGAUAGUGACGGGGAAGGGAUCAAUCUAGUGCUUUAUUUCAAACUGAAUGAUAACUUCGAGAAAGAGAUUUCUCCUCAGUUUCAUGACAGCAUCAAGAGACUUGUAAAUGAUGAGAUAGAAAAGGUGAAGGGUUUCCCAUUAGACUCAACAGUCCCUUACAGAGAAAGAUUGAAAAUAUUGGCAGGGUUGGUUAACCCAGAUGACAUGAAUCUGAGUUCUGCGGAGAGGAAGCUUGUGCAGGCUUACAAUGAAAAGCCAGUCCUUUCAAGGCCUCAACACAGCUUUUAUGUGGGAUCAAAUUACUUGGAGAUAGACCUUGAUGUGCACCGAUUUAGCUUCAUCUCAAGGAAAGGGCUCGAAGCGUUCCGAGAACGAUUGAAGCAUGGUGUAAUUGAUCUCGGUCUAACCAUACAGGCCCAGAAGCAGGAGGAGCUUCCCGAACAUGUAUUGUGCAGUGUAAGGCUAAACAAAAUUGAUUUUCUUGAUAAUGGGCAAAUACCGACGCUCUUGCCUUGUGACGACGACUGACAAUUGAACUAGCAUCAAGUUAACUGGAACUGUUGUUUUGGUCAAGACCUGUCAUAUUCACUCGCAAGUUCAGUCCCUUGAAGCUUGAGCUCGGCUCGCUGGUCGCGCUGCUUGGUCUCAGAAGGGAGGAUGCAUGGUGGUUUCGCUACGCCAGAUUAACAGCACUGCUGUGUUUCUCUGUAAAAGCCUGCGUAUAUAGUCAUGUUAUUUGGCAUCUGGUUUUGCGAGUCGAAUUAUAUUGAAAGUUGAUUUGCGGAUCAGGAACUGAGCAUGCCAUCAAGACUGUCUUAUCAAUCUAUCAGGAGUAAAUUUUGCAA
This is a messenger RNA of Phragmites australis (common reed), 2919 nucleotides long. RefSeq lists its product as uncharacterized. Bases 887 to 2602 code for a protein of 571 amino acids. The transcript has 10 exons. NCBI's taxonomy places the organism in Eukaryota, Viridiplantae, Streptophyta, Magnoliopsida, Poales, Poaceae. The record is from RefSeq and is a predicted model, not a curated record.